AUGGCAGACCAUCUCUGUGUCCUCGUUCAUGGCCUCUGGGGCAAUCCCAACCAUCUCAAAAACGUCGCCAAGGUGCUCCGUGAGAAAUACAGCGAGGACGAGCUCCACAUACUGGUCUCCAAGCGGAAUAGCGGAAGCUUCACCUACGAUGGCAUUGAGCUUGGAGGGCAGCGUGUGUGUCAAGAGAUUGAAGAGGAGCUGAAGCGGCUUUCGGAAAGCGGCCAGAGAGUCAAGAAGUUAAGCAUGGUCGGAUACUCCUUGGGCGGCCUCGUAGCGCGGUAUACCGUUGGACUCUUGGAAUCCCGAGGCCUCUUCGACGACAUUGAAGCAAUUAACUUUACCACCAUAGCAACACCCCACCUCGGGGUAAGAUCUCCCAACCGGGCUGUGAUAAGUCAGAUCUUUAAUGUGCUCGGGCCACAAAUGCUGUCCAUGUCCGGGACGCAACUAUUCAUGGUCGACAACUUCCGCGAGACUGGCCGGCCCAUACUGGAGGUUAUGGCGGAUCCAAAUUCCAUCUUCAUUACGGGACUGCGGAGGUUCAAAAGGCAUUCCUUGUAUGCAAAUAUUACCAACGAUAGAACCGCACCGUUCUACACCACUGGAAUCUCCAAAAUCGAUCCUUUCGUGGACCUGAGGGCCGUUGAUGUGGGGUACCUUGAUGGAUACGAGGAGGUGAUUCUGGAUCCAACGCGGCCGUUUUCGCCCAAGGAAAACAAAAUCCUAACAUUUUAUUCCAAACUCAAGCAUGACGCAUCCUUUUUCUUCGGCAACCUCCAUAUUUUCGCCCUCCUGACAAUAGUCAUCCCAAUCGGCACGCUCGCGUUUCUCACCUACGCUGGCAUCCAGACGGUACUGAGUAACAGCAGGAUACGGCUGCAUGAAUCCGGCAAAGCUGGGAUCGACCCUAGUAGCUACCGGACACCCUUCCUGCUGGACAUCCGCGAGGCAGUCGAAGAUGCAUAUGGGAACCUCAAUAAUGCUCAAACCCAACAGUACCUCUCCGCCACCCCUAGCACUGCUGGAUCGUCAGAGGAUGAGUCCGAGGCCAGCGGACGACCGUUAAUGGGGAAUGAAGCCGCAGAGAAGCCGUCUCGUUCGACCACAAAGGUUUCAACAGCAGGCAACCCGAGUACUGACGCAUCGCCCAAAGAGAUGCCGACUCUGGCCCUUGCCCCCGAGCAGUUUACUAUCAUCCGGAAUCUGGAUAGUGUGGGCUGGCGGAAGUAUUUUGUGCAUAUUCACAAGCAGCGACAUAGCCAUGCUGCGAUUAUUGUACGAAGGGAUAAGGAAGGCUUUAGUGAGGGAUUUGUGGUGCUGCGGCAUUGGCUGGAUGAAUUUCUUAUGGAGUAG
Molecule: messenger RNA, 1353 nt
Organism: Pseudogymnoascus destructans
Lineage: Eukaryota; Fungi; Ascomycota; Leotiomycetes; Thelebolales; Thelebolaceae
Exons: 3
Coding region: 1-1353 (450 amino acids)
Molecular function (GO): monoacylglycerol lipase activity
Source: RefSeq, a predicted model, not a curated record